GGGCUGCACAUCCCAGCAGAGUGCCAUACUCUUUCCAGCUUUCGCACCAGUGGCGCCUCUCCCAAGGGGAACACUGAGCAGAUUCCUUUUUGGGACCCAUUUGGGAUUUUAUUCAUCUUUCUCCAGCAUCCAGCAGCUCUUUCUGUUGGGGCACAGCAAACUUCAAAAGUAGGAGAAGAGAAGCUGCAUCCCAAAGUUGCUACCAUGACGACCAAGUCCACCGGCAGCAUUCUGGCAGGCAAAGCUUCCUCCUCUCCUCUCUUGUCUUCUGCUCCUCGUCAACGCCUCGUCACCAAAGAUGGACGCUGUACGCUUCGCCCCCCUCCCUACCCAGCUGGAAAGUGGAGCAGAGCCUGGAGUGGAGCCUGGCUGUUGGCCCUGCAGGACCUCUGGGGACUGCUAGUAAACCUGCGCUGGAGAUGGGUGCUCCUGGCUUUUUGUGCUUCCUUUCUGGCCCACUGGCUGCUUUUUGCCUGCCUCUGGUACCUGCUGGCCCAUCUCAACGGAGACCUUGCCGUUCAGGAUCACGACCAUCCUCCCCCAGGUCAUGUCAUCUGUGUCAAAUACAUCACAAGCUUCACAGCCGCCUUUUCCUUCUCUCUGGAGACGCAGUUGACGAUCGGGUACGGGACCAUGUAUCCCAGCGGCGACUGUCCCAGUGCCAUCGCACUGUUGGCGGUGCAGAUGCUGCUGGGCCUGAUGCUGGAGGCCUUCAUCACAGGUGCUUUUGUGGCCAAGAUUGCACGUCCUCAGAAGAGAGCGGGAGCCAUCCAGUUCAGCCCCCAAGCAGUGGUGGGCCAACACCAAGGCAAGACGUGCCUGAUGGUACGAGCCACCAAUCUGCUACCCCGCCCCCUGGUGGACGUGAAGGUGAGUGCUGUCCUCUACGAGGAGCAUGAAGGUCAGGCUCUCUAUCAAACCACCCUGGACUUCCAGUUGGACCAUCUCGGCCAGCAGCCAUGUCCGUUCUUCAUUUUUCCGCUGACUUUUUACCACCCCCUGGACCGCCACAGCCCGCUCUACCCAGCGCUCUGCGAAGGGUCCUCCAACCAUUUUGAGCUGGUGGUCUUCCUCACAGCUUUGCAGGAGGGAACGGGGGACUCCUGCCAGAAAAGAACCUCCUACCUGCGGCAAGAAAUUCAAUUUGACCGGCGGUUUGUGCCUGCGUUGGGGCUGGAUGCUCGGGGGAGGUACAUGGUGAGCAUCGAGCACUUUGACACGGCCCAUUCAAAGGAGCCCAUGAGCAGGGACUGUGUGGUACAGAUCAACGGGGAUGGCAGCGACAGGAUGGAGUGAGGAGAAAGGAAAGAGAAAGUCUCACAAGAUCUGCAAGAAGCUUUCUACAGACUGAUACCUUGACAGGACACAACUGGAUGUAAGAGCUCCUAAACCAGGAAUGAGCCACUGUUGUGUUGUGUCAGUGCAAACGAGGAAUCACUGAACAACUUUAAGAAUGUAGCUUCAGGCUCUUACUUCGACUCAUCAUUGGUUCCUAACCUUUUAGCCACGUCUCACAGGAAAGACAAUUGGACACCAGUUCUAAAGCAUUGAUGUGCCAACACAGCAUUGGGUUUUCCCUUCUCUGUCUAUGGGGGUGAUACAAAAAAGGGGAAAAAAGCAGCCAAAUUAUUUAGAAAACCCAAAGGGAGCCUGGAGCUCUGUUGAUCAACCUUAAAAUAUAACAUCAAACAAGUACUGUACUUUCAAAUUUAUAGACAAGAAGAGCUGAACAGAUUGAACAAUGAUGUCUACGGUCUUCCAUUAGAUUAAUUUGGAUCAGCAACUUUUCAAACUCUGAAUUUAUUUAUUUACUGUUACUAAUAAACACAAAUACUUUGAAGUGAUGGUUAGUGGACAGUUUUCCUCCAUAUUCAGUGUGGAGCAUGUUCUGACUAACUCCUGUGUUCUUUCUGUCCAUGCUUUUUUGUACUGUAUUUUCCGCACUAUAGGGCGCACCGGAUUAUGAGGCGCAUCAUCAAUGUAUGUAUGUAUCUAUUUUGGAAAUUAUGUCACAAAUAAGGCGCACUGAACUUUAAAGCUGCAUUCACACCGCCCUCAGCAACAUGAGUUAAAGCACCCACCUCCUAAAAAAGGUCUAUGUAAACACUUGUAAAUGUGCGUUUCAGGCUUCCGUGUUUAAAACUCUCGCGUUCAUGUGUCAAUAUGUAAGUUUUGACAAGCUUUUUUGAGUUCUACUUACAAAAUGCGUGAUCAAUGACCGUUUGUUGAACGUUAAACCAUUGAACUUUGACCAAUCAGGGACUGGAUUUGGUAGUGAUGUUGGUAUGGAUGGCGUCCCUUUAAAUUCACAACAGUGCCAACGGUUAUUUGACACAAAGUCUUUCAUAUAACAGAACGGAGCUGUGGAAGAAUAAGCCUGGAGCAAGAUUUGCACUGUUUCGACAUUUCCCACCAAAACUCUUCCAAAUGUAGGUGGUGGACAUGUGCUAGUAUCAGCGUUAGCAUAUUCACAAUAGCCCCAACCUUCUUUGCAAGUCAAAACUGACAGAGCACCAGUGAACCUCGCCAAACAACAGUAAGCAAAACCAAAAUUAAUCCAUAGUUAAGGUGCUUUUAAGUGCACCUUAUAGUGCGGAAAAUACAGUAGCUACUUUAGGACUCAUCUCAUGUUGAUCUGUUACCUCCAUGUCAGUUCAAAUAGUCUGAUUGUGACCCCACUGACCUGUAGCUCCAUCGCCGUCUUUCAGCUGGUCCGCUCGCCAUCACAAGUCCAGCCUCCGUGUGAACGUUAUUUAUACUUAGACUGACCCACUGUUCAGAAAUUUAUGAUAACAUUAUAUCUAUUGAUGAUUGAACUGUUGAUAAAUGACAUUGUAUUGACAAAUUAUUGCUUGAAAUGUAAGAUUGAUCAAAAUGGAAAAUUAUGAUUUCAAUCUGCUCAGAAAGAAUAUUUGCUUCUAGAUUUAGCAGCAGAAGAUAGAAAUGUAGGAACCACAGUGAAUAGGUUUCAAAUGUUCUUGUUCCUUUUCUAUAAAAGAUGUUUAUAAUUUGAAUCAUAUACACUGUUAUAAAAGCAGUUACUGUUUGAGAAAAAUCACAGAGACACGUGGGACUGGCUGAACAAUGCUGCACAGAAAAUAAAUCAAUGUGAAGAAAGAUUUUCCAUUCCAAACACAAGCUGUAGUGCCUUCAUACAGCAGAUUCAUGAAAUCCAUAUUUCCUGAACCAAAGCAGAAAUGGGAAGCACAAUAUCAUGUCCAUAUUGCUACAUGAUUAAAAAUCUGUAGAUUUUAGAGUGAAAUAUGUGUGUAUAUUAAGGCCAAAUGUACAUACAUGUUGUUUUUUUUGCCAGUUUUAUCAAGCCAGAAAUGUAUAAUUACUGGUCAGAACUUUAUAAUAAAACACCUGUCAAAAGAAAACAUUCUGACUGUGUUUCAUUAUGUUAAUGCUUCAGUGAUGACAAUGAAAUAGAAUUUUCUAUCAGUCAUGUUAGGAGAGGAUAGGAACAAAACACAGAGUGGAAAGUUGUAGGAGGUGGAAGGUUCUGGAUCAAAGACCGUCACACAUGACAGACUUUUUGAAAGUGAGUGGAACAGCACAUUAUACAGGUGAGUUAACCCUACGUGAUAGCCAUCUGUAUCGUAUUUGAUAAAGGCAUUUCUGAGACCCCAUCUCAUUAGGGGCGGCUGUGGAGCAGCGGUAGGGUGGUCGACUC
This is a messenger RNA of Oryzias melastigma (Indian medaka), 3676 nucleotides long. It is a transcript of the gene kcnj13, whose product is annotated as potassium inwardly rectifying channel subfamily J member 13. The record is from RefSeq and is a predicted model, not a curated record. NCBI's taxonomy places the organism in Eukaryota, Metazoa, Chordata, Actinopteri, Beloniformes, Adrianichthyidae. Gene Ontology annotation, molecular function: inward rectifier potassium channel activity. The coding region runs from base 205 to 1296 and encodes 363 amino acids. The transcript has 3 exons. Gene Ontology annotation, biological process: potassium ion import across plasma membrane; regulation of monoatomic ion transmembrane transport. Gene Ontology annotation, cellular component: plasma membrane.